UGCCAUCCAGACGUGGUGGUAUAUCGACGUCUUCAAAGUAUUUUAGUAUAAGUUAAUUGAUAGACUGAUAAAAAUAUUAGUGAAUUUUUAACCCCGCGAAAAUGGGGACCUCUAGUAUAAGUUUUAGCAUUUUUAGUGUUAUAUUACUACUAACAGUUUUGUGGACCCCAGCUCACUCCAACGGUCAAUGUAAUUUGUCCUGCCAAGGGUCAUCAUCAGCGCCAACUUUUCUAAAUGGACACAAAUACACUUACGGAGUUGAAGGAUCGGUCUCGGUUUAUCUGACCGGAGCAGAAAAACAGGAGACAAGCGUGAAGAUCUUCGGUCAGGUUUCGGUUACCGCUGCUGGUAACUGUGUUCUGUCUUUGAAGGUCAAUUCGUUGGUGAUAUCUGGACCUGAUGGAAAGAAAUACUCAGCACCGAAAGGCAUCGAUAAGCCUGUACGAUUCAGUCUUCAAGAUGGCCGAGUUGGACCCGAGAUCUGCGCUGAACAGGAUGAUUCGCGCGCAUCUCUUAACAUAAAGAGAGCCAUUAUUUCCAUGCUGCAAACCGAACAAAAGCCUUCUACUCAGACUGAUGUCUUCGGCUCAUGUCCUACUGAAGUCUCAGCAUCGCAAGAAGGGUCCGCGUUAUUGGUCCACAGGAGUCGCGACCUCAGCAGGUGUGCCCACCGAGAACAGACGAAGAAUGAAUUGAUUACCGCUGUCUACAAUCCUAACGCUCAAAUCAAGAGCACACAGCUUCUGCAGUCCAUUCUAAACAUUGAAUCUAAAGUCAACAAUGGAGUACCAGAAAAGAUCUCCGCGGUCGAACAGUACUUAUACAGGCCCUUCUCUAUUGGAGAGAACGGUGCCAGGGCUGAAGUUAACACCAAGCUUACUCUUACCGGAACUGCCCAGGGAGCUGCUGAAGGCAACUGCCCCGUGAGCCGCAGCAUCAUCUUCGAGAACCCACACGAGUCUGAAGCGAGUCACAGCAGCUACGAAAACGUUUUCAAAGCCAUCAAAGAGACUUGCAAAACUCUCACCAACGAAGCCAGUUUCAAAUCUGCCGGUACCUUCGCCCAGCUCGUCAGGAUAUUCCGCACCGCCAACAAAGAGGACUUGAUGAAAGCAUUCGGACAAAUCAAAGGAAAUAGCUUGGAGAAGCGCGUUUUCCUCGACGGACUCCUUCGUGCAGGAACAGGCCACAGCAUCGAAGCCUCUAUCCAAAUACUUAAGAGCAAGGAGCUGACUCCUCUUGAGGAGAAAGUUGUGUUCCUAUCUUUGGGCAACGCCAGACACGUCACAAGCGAAGCUAUUAAGGCUGCUGCUGGUCUUUUGGACCUUCCUAAUCUCCCUAAAAACGUAUACCUGGGGGUGGGCGCGCUUGCCGGUACAUACUGCCGUGACCACCGCUGUCACGAUGAACACAGUGAGGGUAUCACCGCUGUUAGUAAGAAGUUGGCCGCCAAGCUCCAGAACUGCAAGCCUAAGACCAAAAUCGAGGAAGAUAAUGUCGUAGCAGUCUUGAAGGGUAUCCGUAACAUCCGGCACUUGGAGGACAGUCUGAUCGACAAAUUGGUGCACUGCGCCAUCGACAACAACGUCAAGGCUCGUGUCCGCGUCGCCGCUCUCGAAGCCUUCCAAGCUGAUCCCUGUGCUGCUAAGUUGAAGAAAGCUGGUCUGGACAUUAUGAAGAACCGUCAAUUGGAUUCUGAAAUCCGUAUCAAGGGUUACCUCGCAGUCAUUCAGUGUCCUUGCGGAAAAUCCGCCAACGAAAUCAAGAAUUUAAUUGAAUCUGAACCUGUUCACCAAGUGGGUCGCUUCAUCACCACUUCUCUUCGUCACAUCCGCUCCUCCGCUAACCCUGACAAGCAGCUUGCACGCCAACACUACGGACUCAUCGGAAUCCCCAACAAAUACAACAUCGAUGACAGGAAAUACUCCUUCUACCGGGAAAUGAGCUACAAUGUGGAUGUACUUGGAGCUGGUGGUAACAUGGAACAAGCUGUUAUCUUUUCACAGGACUCUUUCCUACCGAGAUCUGUUAGCUUGAAUCUUACUGCGGAAGUAUUUGGACACAAUGUUAACAUUCUUGAGGUUGGAGGUCGUCAAGGCAACUUAGACCGUGUAGUGGAACACUUCCUCGGACCUAAAAGUUUCCUUCGUACCCAGAAACCCCAAGAGAUUUACGACAACUUGUAUAAUAAGUUUGAGGAGUCAUACAAGAAGGUUGAUUCCAAUGUGAGAGGACGUCGUUCUAUCAAGAGCGAGGUUGACAACUUCGACAAGCAAGUAAAGGCCGAAUCUGCUCCUUACAACAAUGAGUUGGAUUUGGACGUGUACGUCAAGCUAUUCGGCACUGACGCUGUAUUCCUAUCCCUUGGAGAUGACAAAGGCUUCGAUUUCAACACCUUCCUCGACCAGACUUUGAAGGGCGUAAAUGAUGGCUUCAAUAAAAUGAAGAACUUCGAGCAAGAGCUUCGUGGACACAUUCUCUUCAUGGACGCCGAGCUGGCCUAUCCCACAUCUACUGGUCUCCCACUCAAGCUUGACGCCGUGGGUGCAGCAACUGCUCGUGUCGAUGUUUCUUCUAGCAUGGAUAUCCGCCAGAUCCUCAAAAGCCCUCAGUCAGCUAAAGUUGACAUUAAGCUUGUACCAAGCUCGGACGUCGAAAUAUCUCUGAUCAUGUUGGUAGAUGCUGACUGCCUUUCGACUGGUCUUAAGGUCGUGACAAACCUACAUUCUUCCACUGGUGGACAAAUUAUCGCGAAGGUUAUUGGAAACGGACAAGGCUUCGAUCUACAAUGGGGUCUUCCAAUUGACAAACAGGAAAUCUUAACUGCUUCGAACGACUUGGUAUUCUUCACUGCUGAAAAGGGUCAAAUGGAGAAGCACAUUCCAAUUAAGACAGGUUCUGAAAAGAACGAAUACUCUGGCUGUUUUGAUCAGCUAUCUGGAGUAUUAGGCUUGACUCUUUGCGGAAAAGUGUCACUUCCAUUCUCAUUCUCUGGUCAAAAGUCACAAAAUUCAAUCUCACAAUAUUUGGCACGUUAUCCUCUCGUCGGAUCAUCGAAAGUUAAUUUAGUACUGGAGAAGAAUGACCUUCGUGGAUACCACAUUAAAGGACUUGUACAAAACGACCAUGCAGGCAAAUAUGGAAUGGAACUGCUUUUCGAAGCGGAAGGAUCCAAAAAUCGUCGAACCCAACUAACUGGUGAAGUAAUUAAUACCGCAGAGGAGAAAUCUUUGAAGGUCAAUCUUGAGUCACCCAUCAAGAACUUAUUCGGUCAAUUCUCUGUCAACACUAAGCCAUCUGAAUAUUCUUUACUGAUGAAAGCAAAGAUGGACGAUGCUCAGUAUUAUGGGCGUGCUGGUGUUAGUAUCGAGGGUAAUGACAAACGGUCAGUCUGGAAACCAGUACUCGAAUACGAACUUCCAGGAGACGGAAAGAAGAGCAUCAAAGUUGAUGGACAAAUAAUCAAGGAGAUUAACGGACCAGCUUCCAAAUACACUCUUGAAGGUGUCAAGUUCAACAUACCAAACUCCAACGAACCGGUCAAUAUUGAGGGGCACUUCAAACAUGAGCCAAAGGCAGUUGAAACCGAUAUUAAAGUAAGGAAGGGUCAACAGAACGUAUUAUUCAGUGGCUCCCUAAAAGGCAGCGACUUCAAAGCUGAAUUCAUGAACACAUUGAACCCAUAUGUCAACUUCAGAGUCAAUGGACACAUUGAAAACAAUCAAAACAUAAUGCAUAAUGACAUCGAUUUGUACUACGGAGGAGAUUGCCACAACCCACAAAACCGCGUUACUUUCAACCAGUUGUUCAAGCGACACUACGCCUCACCAGAAGACUUUAAUAUCAUAACCAAGAACAAAUUUGAAAUCUUUGCAUUACCUCUGAAAAUCAAAUUGGAAUUAGAAUCUGAUCCCAAGAAAUUAGAUCUUGAUAUUGGAGGAGUUUACUUGGACAAGAAAGCUAGUUUCGAUCUCGAAGCUCGUACUCAAAUUAAGAAAGUUGGCGAUUACAAGAUCAAAUGGUCGUUGAACAUCGAUAAGCAGACUAUUGAGUCAUUAAUAAAGAGAGAUAUUGUGUCCGCUGAUAAAUCUAACUUGGAAAACUACAUUGACUUUAAGAACGUCGGUAAAUUUGAACUAUCAGGAGUAGUGCUUCAUAGGAUGAAGGAACACGACAAAAACAUCGGUGCUGUUGGUCACUUGAAAAUUAGCGGUACUGGAAAAGAUGAAGACAUUAAAUUCGACAUCGGAGCAAUUGAAAACGCAAACCUCUACUCCUCGCACGCUACCAUCUCCAAUACAAAGGGAGAAAUCUUGGAUUACUUGCUGAAGAUUAAUACUGGAAACAACCCUAACGGUCAGCUCAAGUUUAACUUGAAGGACGCUAUCGCUGCCAAUGGUCAAUUCCAAGUCACUGAUAAUGAUGGCAAAGGAAACGGAAACUUAAUGAUUAACUUCAAAAAGGUGGACCGCGUCAUCAAGGGUGAUGUGAAGUUUGUCGUCAAGGAACCAGUUUACAAUGCUGAAGCCGACUUCUACCUUAACUUUGAAAAAGACAAAAAUGACAAAGUACACUUUAGCACAACAAACAAAAAAACCGACAAACUGAUCGACAGCAAAAACAAGAUGCAAUAUUCCGGAAAGAAUAUUGAAUUUAACUUGCACAAGGAAGGUGCCGCCGUAGACACAGGACGUGGUCAGUACAGCGCGGAGCUCGUGCUGCCGGACGAGCGCUGUCUCAGCUUCAAUGUUGAUAGAGAACUGUCUGUUAAGGAUAACAUUUACAACGGCCACGCCGAAGCAGUAUUCUCUGAUGCACCGAAGCGCGGUGGACCCGCCUCGACCAUCACUUACAAGGCCAAAGUGACCAAGACCAACAUAAACGACGAGAUCAUCGAUCUCGAUGCUCAAAUCGAAAUGCGUCUCAAAGAUGGCAAGAACCUUCUCAACACCAUCUCUUUCAAAAAUACUCCUAAGGGAGACAAGUCUGACAUGGCCUUCAAGAGCGAACUCAGUGGUAAUAUGCUGCCAAAGAAAGCCAUUGUGGAGGCAACUUCAUCUUACACCGAUGUGAAACAAUUAGACGAUAAAUACAGAGUCAAAGCCAGCUACGGAGAUGACCUAGCAAUGGAACUCGUAGGUGGCUACCAAAUGCAAUGGCCUGAGAAGGGAGAAAAGAAAAUUAUGGACGAUUACACACUAUCAGUACGUCUGCCGUUCGAAAAAGCCCACGACAUCAAAUGGGUAUCAAAAUUAUUGUUCCUCCAGCCUGAGAAUAAGGCGGCUGAGAUCACAGUAAUCGAAUCUGUUCAAAUAAACGCCGAUCUUUACAAAUUUGAAUCAAACGGCAAGUACGAUGAGAAGAAUGGUAACACCAAACUGAAGAUCAUAGUUCCUCACGUCGACCCCAUCGUCAUUGACUCCAGCUACAAGGUUGACAUGUCAAAAGAGAAAGCGUCUGGUGUGUUUGACGUAAAGACUCAGUAUGGCAAAGGCAAAGUAACAACCGUCUCAGUCCAAGGAGUUUCGUCGGAGAAGGAAGUUGAAUUCAAGAUACUUGCGAACUGCCCGCAUAUUGAAAAUAUUAAGAAAUUCGAACUCGACCUUAAUGCUAAGAACCCAUCUCCCGACACGUACAACGCAGUCCUGACGAUUGCCGUGGACUCUCGCACAUACCGCGCUGACGCACUCGUGGUACAGUCUGCCUCUCAACCAUUACUGGACUUGAAGUACACCAGUCCUUCCACACCCAAACCCACCAGGCUAUUCUUCAAGGGUACAUCACUCCGCACGACCCAAGGCCGUAUGGAAAUGAAGGUGGAGAACUUCAGGAACUUCGACCUUGACUCAACAUUUGAGGCCAACUUUGAUAAGGACUUGAUUGUCAAGUACCAAGCUAACGCUGAGAGUCUCGGCUUAAAGAACUACCAGAUUGAUAUCUCGAGCAAGGACGCUGGAAGUGGAAAGCGACUUGAAUUCCAUGCCGUUAAUGAUGGCAAGAACGUACUUAGUGGCAGCACGUCGUUUAUCAGCAAACAAGAAGGACCAAAAACCAUUAUCGAAGGUUCUGGAACAUUAAAGAUCAAGGAAGAACAGAAACCCGCUAACUUCAAAUACAUCCGCACUGUGCUCACUGAAGGCAACGAACAAGGCGUAGAGACGUUCAUCAAUGUGGCGUUCGGAGAACGCAACCACGUGGCCGAGUCGCGUAUCACCAACCUUGAAUACAAGACGUCGUAUGUGUACUGUGAAGAGAAGAAGCAAUGCGCGCACGCUGAACUUAACGCGAAGUUUGUUACCAACAAACCCGGCGUAUUGCAACACCAGUUCAACAUGGGUCUAGAUCUUCGCAAACUCGGUCUCGCUACAGAAUUCGGUCUGCAAAUCGCCAAUGAAUUCUCAGACAAGAACUUCCCUCAAUACGACAUGAACUUGCACGUUAACCGAGAGAGCGAGAAGAUCCACUUCCACGUGUACAGCCAGCCAGAGCAUGGCAAAUUCCCAGCAGGUAUCGUGCUCUCAUUCCCACAAAGAGUUAUCGCCGUAGAAUCCCUCGUUCAGUACCCUACUGACAAGACUCUACCAUUCCCCAUCCGUGGUGAAAUCAACAUGUUCCCUGACAAGAACCGCCCCCAGACAAAGACUGGCUUCAGAUUCAACUUCGAUGCUUCUGGAAAUGACCAGCAAGGAGAAGCAUCCGGUUUGAUUGGUUUCAGCCACCCUAAGAUUGGCAAGGAAGCGCUCGUUAAGUUCCAAGGAUCUAUGAAGAGACCCAACAGCAACACUAUCAAGAUUGAAACUACUAGUGUCAUCUCACACUCUUGUCUUGGAAAGGACCGUGAAUCGAAAUUCUUCUUAGAAGUCAACCCUGUGCAUAUCAAAUUAAUGAUCGACACCCCAGUCGUUAAGGUCAUCGACUUGGAAGGUUCAGCGACUAUGAAGGAAAACCUCCAACAAGGAGACCUGAAAUUCAGCUUACUCCAGGGCAAACCUGUCCAAGUAUACGCUGUCGUUAAGGACUACCAGUACUACGAGUUCACUACUGGCUACAGUGAUGAAUCUGAACGUAAAUUAUCCGUCAUUGGUCACCUGAACCCGGAGAAGCGCGUUGACAUCACCGUGGAUAUUUCACUCGCGGGACAAAAGAAGAACAUCGGACACGGAGCCAUCUUCCUUGAAAAUAACGUAAUUAAGAGUGAUUACGGUGUAUCCAAGGAUAACUUCAAUUACUUCGUGAAUGCACUUAGAAAGGACAUCAGUACAUUACAAACCCGUAUCAAUGAGCUCGGUGAGAAAACAAGCGCUGACUUCAAACAAAUCCUCAAGCGCGUCGAGCCAACCUACAAGAAAGUGGAACAAGCAUACAAAGAGGACCUUGAGAAACUCAUGAAUGAAAUUUCAAACGACAAGUCUUUGAAGGAAAUUUCUGAAACUCUGCACACUCUCGUUAAAAUCGUCGCUAAGAUGAUCGAUGAUGCUGUCCAUAUAUUCAAACCCUUCGCUGAUAAGAUCGUUGAAACCAUCACUGACCUUUCCAAGAAGGUCGUUGAAAUGUACGAGAAAGAGUUGGAGCCUCAAUUCAAACAGAUGUGGUCAAGCCUUGGUGCUGUUGUGCGCGAGUACACGGACGGCCUCAUAGACGCGGCUGCUCACUUCUCCGCUAUCAUCCUCGACUUCUUCGAACGCCAUAAGCCUGAAUUGCAAGAGCUGGCUGAAAUAUUCACCUCUAUCUUCAAAGACCUGACUCGUAUCAUAGUUGCUCAGCUCAAGGAAUGGCGUGCAAAAUCUGCGCAGUUCUUCACUGACUUAACGACACAGAUCAAGGAAAUGCCAAUCAUUUCACUGAUCAAAGAGAAGUGGCAAGAGCUGGCGGUGCCCGAGCAGCUCCUAGGAUUAAUGCAGGAAGCGACGCGUGCUCUCCGCUCCGUACUCCCGACAGAAGAGGCCAAGCAGUUCUUGGAUGCACUUACUAACUACAUGAACAAGAAAAUCAGACAGGAGAAAUGCGAUGACAAGGCAGAGUUGAAGGUUGUUUACGAGAAGCUGAUCUCGGCUGUUUCGUCAAUGGUACAAUUCGUGCGCACACACCUCGGACAGUUCGGUGUGACUUACCCCGUCAUCACUGACGCUAGAUUACCAGGACUGUCGCCAAUUUCUAUCCCAUCAUUCAGAGGUUCAGCGGCAUGGAGCUUCAUUACUCAGCUGAUCCACGGCGACUUCCCAGAUCCAUUGACUCUGUUCAAGACCUACAGACCACGCAGCUUAAACCCUCUUGAUGAAAUACCCGCUAAACUGAGAGCCGUAAUCGUGAACGGUCAGCACAUCUUCACAUUCGACGGUCGCCACCUCACGUUCCCCGGCACCUGCCGCUACGUGCUCGUGCACGACCACGUCGACCGUAACUUCACGCUCAUGAUGCAACUCGCCAACGGCAGCCCCAAGUCUCUCAUCCUGGAAGACAAGAGUGGCGUCACAAUCGAGCUGAAAGAGAACGGACAGGUUGCUCUUAAUGGCGGUGCCCACGGCUACCCAGUUAUUGAAAAGGACGUGUUUGCGUUCCGUCAAGCCAACGGUCGUGUUGGACUCGGUUCGCUCUACGGACUCAUGGCCUACUGUACAUCCAAACUUGAGGUGUGCUACAUUGAAGUAUCUGGUUUCUACCUCGGCAAACUCCGUGGUCUUCUCGGAGACGGUAACAACGAACCUUUCGACGAUUUCAGAAUGCCCAACGGAAAGAUAACAACAUCAGAGAGCGACUUCGGAAAUGCAUACAGGCUAGCCAGCAGCUGCCCUCAAGUCAAGGCUCCGGAACACUCUCAUCACCAGAUGCACCAGGCGCUGCCACCUGCAUGCGAGACAGUCUUCGGAGGCAUGUCACCGCUUAGGCCAUUGGCGCUGUUCCUGGAUAUGAUGCCGUUCAGGCAAGCGUGCAUCCACGCGUGCUCGGGCGACGCGGCGGCGGCGCUGCAGCAGGCGUGCGACCUGGCGCGCGGCUACGCGGCGCUGGCGCUGUCGGGCGCGCUGCCGGCCGCGCUGCCGCCGCAGUGCGUGCGCUGCAGCGACACCGACGCGCCGCGCGAGGUCGGCGACAUCUACGAGGUCAAGCUGCCCGGCAAGCAGGCCGACAUCGUCGUCUCCGUCGAAGUCACCACUGAUAACGAGAAGAACUACAAGGAUAUAGUUGUCCCCCUGGUAUCACAGCUGAUCGACUCAUUGAAGGCCAAGCGCAUCACCGACGUCAAAGUGUUCCUCGUUGGAAUCACCUCCAAAUUCCCGUACCCCAUCCUCUACGACACUGACCUGAGGCUUAAGAGCGCUAAAGUACAAUUUGAUGACGCUAGCCGUUACAACAAAAUCAGCACAAUCGACUUACGUAAUCCCCAAGCCAAUAACUAUGAAGAACGUAUUGUGGAUAUCUUAAAUACCAUCAAGACCCAGCUCGGUCUCCACAAUGUGAUGAUCACUUAUCAGUCCAUCUUUGACCUGCCAUUGAGACCAGCUGCAGUCAAACACUACAUCAGCUCGAUUGGCAACAGAUGCGAACCUCAAUCAUUCUUCGUAAGCACACUCCGCUCAGUAGUGUACAGGGAAAUGUUCAAGAACAUCGGACUUACUCACACACUCAUCGCCAACACACCUGAUCUCAAGAUUGGCGGAGGCAAGCAAGUUAACCAAGUUGUUGGUUUCUCUAACAAUGGAGUGCUGAUGCUAGGAGACAAGAAACCGAAGGACACUGAAUCUCUGAGAGCGUCACUGGUGGUCGGACACGAUGAUGGAUGCAUUGAAUUCUCUCAAAAUAUGGACGGUUACACAAUGUCAGCCAGCAACUUCCAUGGGUUGAAUCCGGCUCAACAAAAGCAGUUCAUCCAGACUGCUGCCGCGUCUAUCACCGGAAAACUGUUACACGAGAGUCUCGUCCAGGAAUGCACGUGCACUUACGUCGACCCCUUCAGGGUGCGCUCUGUGUGCGUCACGAAGGAUAGGAAGGAAACUGCUCGCAGACGAAAGUAAGCCAUCGAAUCCACCACCCAUCUGUGAUCCUUCGUGCCACAUCAACCAAAUACUUUUAGUUUUACAUUUACGGACUCAGUAAAAUGAAUAAAUACAUUUUUAAAGAUAAUUUAAGGCUAUUAACAAACUAGGAUAGUCGAGAUAAUAAUAGUGUCCAAGUUUGCAGCCUAGUGGAAUGAGUCUGUUAUCGAUUUUAGACUUUCUGUUUUAUUAAUAGUUUAUUUAUGAAACGCCGACCAUAAGGUUUUAAUCAAUCGCUGUAUUAAAACGAUAACACUAAUAAAAAUAUAUUAUUUA
Vanessa atalanta (red admiral) is the source of this 10307-nucleotide messenger RNA. RefSeq names its product apolipophorins (gene apolpp). NCBI's taxonomy places the organism in Eukaryota, Metazoa, Arthropoda, Insecta, Lepidoptera, Nymphalidae. The coding region runs from base 102 to 10010 and encodes 3302 amino acids. Gene Ontology annotation, biological process: lipid transport. The transcript has 59 exons. The record is from RefSeq and is a predicted model, not a curated record. Gene Ontology annotation, molecular function: lipid carrier activity.